CUCUCUCACUCUUCUUUUUUUUCCAACCACUGCCAACUUGGUCCACUCUUCUCUUCUUUAGUCCUAACUCUUCACUUUUUCUUUCCUUCCUCUUUCUCUUUCACUCACCGAAAAUUUGCUCGCAAAGGAGGAAAAAUGGCACCUUUCAUUUCCCUCUCUUUCUUCUUUCUCUUUCUCCACUACCCCCUCCUGUCCCUCUCAACCAACUCUGAAGGGAACGCUCUGCAUGCUUUGAGAAGCAGGCUUUCUGAUCCCAACAAUGUGUUGCAGAGUUGGGACCCAACUCUGGUUAAUCCCUGUACUUGGUUUCAUGUUACCUGUGAUUCCAACAAUCAUGUGAUUCGCUUAGACUUGGGCAACUCAAAUGUUUCCGGGACUCUGGGCCCAGAACUUGGCCAGCUACAACAUCUGCAGUACCUGGAGCUCUACAGGAAUGACUUAACAGGAAAGAUUCCCGAGGAACUUGGUAACUUGAAAUCACUUAUCAGCAUGGAUUUGUAUGAUAACAAGUUCGAGGGGAAGAUUCCAAAGUCAUUUGGCAAGUUGAAGUCACUUAAAUUCCUGCGGCUAAACAGCAACAAGUUGACAGGAUCAAUCCCAAGAGAACUCACUCGUCUCACUGAUCUCAAAAUGUUUGAUGUUUCUAAUAAUGACCUCUGUGGAACGAUACCAGUAGAGGGCAACUUUGAAUCUUUUCCGAUGGAAAGUUUUGAAAACAACAGGUUUAGUGGUCCCGAGCUGAUAGGACUUGUUCCAUAUGAUUUUGGAUGCUGAAGAAAGAUAGAAAUCGCAUAUCAUCUAAGCAGACUGCAAUGAAGAGGCUUAGUUAAUUUACGUAGGGAAAGGGAAAGGGUGGUGUUAUUUGCAUAUCAAUAUCUCCUCACCAUUUUUACACUUUUUUCUUCAUUGGGAUAGUAAGUUGGAAUCUAUGUUUUCUUAUUUUAUUAUAAAAAAGGAAGCGAUAUGAGAAUGUUCUGGAAAAAGAAAAAUGUAUGUAAAUAACAUUGUAAUGAUGUAUGCUAAUGCUUGACCCGAAUAUGAAUCUAAAAAUGUCAGCACUUGCAUGUCUAUUUAUCAUUUAUCUAA
Molecule: messenger RNA, 1086 nt
Organism: Cajanus cajan (pigeon pea)
Lineage: Eukaryota; Viridiplantae; Streptophyta; Magnoliopsida; Fabales; Fabaceae
Product: leucine-rich repeat protein 2
Source: RefSeq, a predicted model, not a curated record